Molecule: messenger RNA, 456 nt
Organism: Eutrema salsugineum
Lineage: Eukaryota; Viridiplantae; Streptophyta; Magnoliopsida; Brassicales; Brassicaceae
Product: ubiquitin-conjugating enzyme E2 11
Exons: 1
Coding region: 1-456 (151 amino acids)
Biological process (GO): protein polyubiquitination
Cellular component (GO): nucleus
Molecular function (GO): ubiquitin conjugating enzyme activity
Source: RefSeq, a predicted model, not a curated record
AUGGCCCCUACAUCGUGGAUCAUGAUUCAUCUGAGGGAGUUGUUGAGGUUUCCGGCGAGUAGGUUCAGUGUAGGGCUGGUGGCAGAAGACAUUUACGAAUGGCAAGCAACGCUGAUAGGCCCCCUUGGAAGUCCAUACGAAGGGGGCAUCUUCUUCCCCUCCAUUCAUUUCCCACCGGAGUACCCCUUCAAGCCACCAAGGGUGUCGUGGAAGACGUCGAUUCUGCACCCCAACAUCGACAAACCCCACAUUUUCUAUCCGCUACUCGUCACCGCUACCUGCAGGACCGGGACGACGGUGAAAGAAUUCCUCCAAGCGUUCCAUGACAUGCUGCUCCACCCUAUGGUGGAGGAAGACGACCACUUCCUCGAAGACGUCGCCCGCAUGUGCGUCUUAGAGCCGGAGAGGUACGAGAAGGAGGCCCGCUUGAUGACCGAGGCACACGCCAUAAAUUAA